This is a messenger RNA of Mercurialis annua (annual mercury), 1311 nucleotides long. Its product is annotated as GDSL esterase/lipase 2-like. Lineage: Eukaryota; Viridiplantae; Streptophyta; Magnoliopsida; Malpighiales; Euphorbiaceae. The transcript has 5 exons. The record is from RefSeq and is a predicted model, not a curated record. The coding region runs from base 63 to 1172 and encodes 369 amino acids. Gene Ontology annotation, molecular function: hydrolase activity, acting on ester bonds.
CCAGAAACUUAUAUAAAUAAAUAAAACAAAUAAUGAGAUAAUACAAAGUGAGCUAAAAGGCAAUGGCAAGUUCAAGAUUUCACAUUUAUUUUUUAGUUUUAUUUGCAACUGCAAUUAUUUUAAUCCCAAGAAUCACCAUAGCUAAUCUUCAUCAUCAAGAUCAUUCUCCAAAAAAUCAUAUUCCCUUAUUUGUGUUUGGAGAUUCACUAUUUGAUGUUGGCAACAAUAAUUAUCUCAAAAACCCAAUUGGUUUAGCCAAUUUUUGGCCUUAUGGUCAAACAUUUUUUCACCAUGCAACUGGCAGGUUUUGUGAUGGCAGAUUAAUUUCAGAUUUUAUUGCUGAGUAUUUGAAGUUGCCAUUGAUACUGCCAUAUCUUCAGCCUGGUAAUCAUCAAUAUACAGAUGGAGUGAACUUUGCUUCAGGGGGAGCUGGUGCUUUAGUUGAAACUCAUCAAGGAAAUGAAGGAAGGGUAAUAGACCUAAAAACUCAAGUUAUUUACCUGAAGAAUGUGAAGAAACAUAUAAGCAAGCAAAUAGGCGAUGAAGAAACUAAGGAAUUGUUUUCCAAAGCAAUUUACUUAAUAAGCAUUGGAGGAAAUGACUAUAUGGCCCCUUCUGAUGUGUUCAAGUCUUUCUCCCAAGAAGAUUACGUGGGCAUGGUCUUAGGCAACCUCACUUCUGUUAUCAAAGAUAUUUAUAAAAUUGGUGGAAGAAACUUUGGAUUUGUAGGAAUGGGGGCUUUUGAUUGUGCACCAAAUAUAAAAUUACUAAAUAAGGAAAAAGGCAGCUGCAACAAAGAAAUUUCAUCUCUAAUAGAACUACACAACACCAAACUUCCUAAUACCCUCAAAGAGAUAAAAGGGCAGCUUCAGGAGUUUCAAUAUGUGUUUUUUGAUUUCUACACUACAUUACUUGAAAGAAUUAAUAACCCUUCAUAUUUUGGUUUCAAAGAGGCAAAUGUAGCAUGUUGUGGAGCUGGAUUGUACAGAGGAAUUCUGUCAAGCUGUGGAUUGGUAAAAGGGUAUGAAGUAUGUGAUAAUGCAAGUGAAUAUGUAUUCUUUGAUUCUGUUCAUCCUACUGAGAAGACAUAUAAGCAGCUUGCUAAGCUAAUUUGGAGUGGAGAUCAUAAAGUCACUAUGCCAUACAACCUUAAUACUAUGGUUGAGGCAUAGCAUAGUUGAAACCAGCUUUUGUAAUCAAUGGAAAACUUUUCAAUUUUGUUUUCGAUUGAUAAAAUAUAGUUUUAUCGGUUUAACAUGUUCAAAUUUUGAUCAGAACGACCGAAAUUAAUAUGACUGAAAUUUUUAGUUC